Messenger RNA from Auxenochlorella protothecoides, 4401 nucleotides. RefSeq names its product ABC transporter C family member 5. Bases 1 to 4401 code for a protein of 1466 amino acids. The record is from RefSeq and is a predicted model, not a curated record. Gene Ontology annotation, cellular component: membrane. Gene Ontology annotation, molecular function: ABC-type transporter activity; ATP binding; ATP hydrolysis activity. Gene Ontology annotation, biological process: transmembrane transport. The transcript has 20 exons. Lineage: Eukaryota; Viridiplantae; Chlorophyta; Trebouxiophyceae; Chlorellales; Chlorellaceae.
AUGGGAAUAAAAUCUUGGUUCCACAAGCGGAAGUCUGAUGGCAACGAUGCGGCGGUGGACAAGGAGGCUGCGGUUCAUGACGGGGGCCCCCCUCCCCCACCCCGAGUGCCUGUCCCACUGCGCAAGAAUCCGCUGAGCUAUCUGCUGUUCUCAUGGUUCACACCCCUCCUCUUGCUGGGCUGGCGGCGCCCCCUCCAGUUCGAGGACCUGUUCGUCAUCCCCGAGGAGCUCACCACGGCGGCCGUCUUCCCGCCCUACACCGCCGGCUGGAAUCGGCUGGUCCGCGAGGCACGAGACGGCGGGCCCAAGGGUCAGCGCCGGCUCGAGGACUCACGGCUGGGGCGCAGCACGGCCUUCAUGCUCACCAACUUCAUCCGCCUGCACUGGGUGCGGGUCAGCGUCGCGCUCAGCAUCCAGCUGCUCUAUUCUGCUACCACAUUCGCUGGCCCGCUGCUGCUGAACAAGAUCGUGCGCUUCCUGCAGACCCCCGAGGCGCUGCAGGAUGCAGAGGGCCUGAAGCAGGCAUACCUGUACGCCAUGGGCAUGUUCCUGGCGCCUGUCGUCGGCACGCUCAUCAAUGGCAUGGCCAAUCGAGUCAGUAUCGGCACCCAGGUCAUCAUCCGCGCGGAGCUGAAUGCUGCCAUCUACGCCAAGGCCCUGCGCCUGAGCAACAGAGCCCGCCAGCAGUCUGACACUGGGCGCAUCGUCAAUCUGAUGUCGGCUGAUGUGAACCAGCUGCAGAUGUUCUUCUACCCCUACGUCCAGCAGCUGGUCACGGGCCCCGCCACCAUCAUUGCGGCCCUGGUCCUGCUCUGGUUCCAGAUCAGCUGGACCACCUUCAUCGGUCUUGCCAUCCUCCUGGUUUCCACCCCGCUCACUGGCAUCUUUGUGGCCAAGCUGUCUGCCUACCGCCGCGAGAUGCUCAAGUACACUGACAAGAGAGUGAAGCUGAUGAAUCAGCUGCUCGUCGGCAUCAGGGUGCUCAAGAUGUAUGCCUGGGAGGCGGCUCAGGAGGCUGCGAUCAUGGAGGUGAGGAAGGACGAGCUUUGGCAGCUGCGCAAGGCCAUCCCCUACCGCGCGGCCAUGCAGUGUCUGCUCUUCUCCGCCCCCGCCCUUGCCAUGGUCGCCUGCUUCUCUGCGUAUGGCGCCACAUCGCCCGACGGCUUCACGCCCGCGGCCAUCUUUACCAGCAUUGCACUGUUCGGGCUCAUGCGCUUCCCCCUCAUCUUCUUGCCGUUUGCGCUGGUCCAGCUGGCCAACGCAUUCGUGUCCAUUCGGCGGCUCACCGUCUUCUUCAUGUCCGAGGACCGCAUCGAGCAUGUGGAGGAGUUGGAUCGCCCCGGCAUCGAGGUGGAAGACGCGUCCUUCUUCUGGGCGGAGCCUCCGCCUCGCGUUGAGAUCGAGCAGGGCAAGAAGAAGAAGAAGGGGAGGAAGGACAAGAACGGGAAGGGCAAUGCACCAGUAAAGGGCGCCAAUGGCUUGGCCAAGGAGUCUGCACAAUCCGCUGACGGCGGGUUGGGCGCUAGCAGCGAAUCCUCCGCCCCCGACUCGGGGGCAGCCACGCCCGUGGUGACCAAAGGCCAGCCUCUGCCCGCCACCGACCUGGUUGUGGAUGGCAUCCUGGUCCCUGCCAAGCCGGCCGAGGGGGAAGAGGCAGCCAACAGGGGCCAGAAGGACGCUCUGUUCUGGCUGCGGAACAUCUCCCUCCAGAUCAAGCCUGGGGAGUUGGUCUGCUGCGUUGGACGCGUGGGCAUGGGCAAGUCGUCCCUGGUGCAGGCCAUCCUUGGGGAGAUGGACAAGGAGACAGGGCAUGUCAGGGUGGGUGGCUCGAUGGCAUAUGUUGCGCAGCAGGCCUGGAUCAUUAACGCCUCUGUCAAGGAGAAUGUGUCUUUUGGAAAGGAGUGGGACGAGGCCAAGUGGAAUGCUACCGUGGAGGCAUGCUGCCUGUCCCAAGACCUGGAGACGCUGCCAGGAGGCGCAGACACGGAGAUCGGGGAGAAGGGGAUCAAUCUUUCAGGCGGGCAGAAGCAGCGUGUCUCGCUGGCAAGGGCCAUGUAUCAGGACGCUGAUGUCUACAUCAUGGAUGACCCCCUGUCGGCGGUGGACGUCCAUGUGGGCCGCCACAUCUUUGAGAACCUUAUCACGGGAGCCCUCAAGGGCAAGACGCGGCUGCUGGUGACCAACCAGCUGCAGUACUGCCACCAUGCCGACCAGAUCAUUGUGGUGGACGAGGGCCAGGUGGUGGUGCAGGGCACCUACGAGACCUGCAUGGCGCACCCCACUUUUGCUGGGCUGGUGCGGGAGCACGCUGCUGAGGCGGGGGCUGAUGAGGAGGCCCCCGAGCCCGCCCCCUUUGCCAAGAAGGGAAGUGGGGAGCUUGUGAUGCGCGCUGUCUCUCGCGGUGAGGUGGCGCUGCAGGAGGUGUUGGAGGAGGUGGAGGGGACGCCGGAGGACGCUAUCGACGGCCCUCCGCAUGGCCAGGCCACGAAGCCUGCCGUCACCGGCAGCAUGCUGGUCCGGCCCUCCAAGGGCUCCAGCUCCUCUGCCACAAAGAAGCACGACGUCAAGGCCCCCAUGCCUGGCGCGCUGAUGGUGGUGGAGGACAAGGAAGAGGGGCAGGUGGCGUGGAGCGUCUACUGGCGCUACAUCACCUGCUAUGGGCGCUGGGCGGCCCUGGCCCUGCUGGUGUUUUGGAGCGGGGAGGAGACCACGAGCGUGCUGACCAACUGGUGGCUGAGCAAGUGGAGCACCGCUGAAACCCUGAAUGCGGUCCAAGUGCAAGCUGGCAUUCCCUCCGACUUCAGCCGCAUCAGCUACAUUGGCGGCUACCUGGGCUUCGCCUUUGCUUACGUCAUCCUGGUCACCCUGCGCACUAUUGCCAACCUGGCUAGCUCCCUGACCGCCUCCCGACUCAUCCAUGAGCGGAGUCUGUUGUCACUGGACAGGUCCCCCGUCACAUUCUUCGACACCACCCCCAUUGGCCGCAUCCUGAAUCGGUUUUCCAAGGAUACGGGAGACAUGGACUUCAUGCUGUCCAUGUCCCUGUCACAGCUGGGAACGUGUGUGAUGAACCUGCUGGGAACAAUCAUCUUCAUCGCGGUCAUCCAGCCCUGGAUCCUGGUGGGCAUAGCGCCCCUGACCAUUGUCUACUACUUCAUCCAGAAGUUUUACAGGCGCUCGUACAUCGAAUUUCAGAGGCAGGACGCCACCUCCCGCUCACCCAUCUACGCCCACUUCUCGGAGACGCUGUCUGGCGUGGACACCAUCCGGGCCUACCGUCUCAGCGACGCCUUUGCAGCCGACAGCCAGGGGCGGGUGGAUGCGAAUCAUAGGGCAUACUGGUGCCUCAGCAUGGCCAACGAGUGGCUCAGUCUGCGUUUGGACUUCAUGGGCGCCAUCAUUGUGUUCCUGGUGGCCAUUCUGUCCAUUGUCAACCGAAAUUCCAUCAAUGUGGCCCUCAUGGCGCUGACGCUGAGCCAGGCGCUCAGCGUCACCCAGUUCCUGAAGGUGGUGGUCACCACCGCCGCCCAGUUCGAGAGCAGGUUUAACUCUGUGGAGCGCCUGUUUGCGUACUGGGACCUGCCCCAGGAGGCGCCUGCCUACCUGCCUGGGAAAGAGGCCCCUGAUGCCUGGCCGGACAAGGGCGCGCUGCAGUAUACCGAUGUGUGGAUGCGGUACCGCGCAGAGCUGGGCCCCGUGCUCAAGGGUGUGACGUUCUUUGUGGCGCCCGGCGAGAAGGUGGGCAUUGUCGGCCGCACCGGCAGCGGCAAGUCCAGCCUGAUUGUCUCCCUCUUCAGGCUGGUGGAGCCGUACCAGGGCUCAAUUGCGCUGGACGGCAUCGAUCUUCUGUCCCUGGGACUGAAUGAUGUCCGCUCCCGCAUCGCUGUCAUCCCUCAGGACCCGGUGCUGUUCAGCGGCAGCGUGCGUGCCAACCUGGACCCGUACGACCGCUACACCGAUGCUGAGGUGUGGGAGGCCCUGACCCAUGUGGCGAUGCGUGGUCCUGUGGCGGCACUGCCCGAGGGCUUGUCGGCACGCGUUGCCGAGGGCGGCGACAAUUUCUCCGUCGGCCAGCGCCAGCUCUUCUGUGUGGCCCGCGCUUUGCUGCGCGAGCCUCAGGUGCUGGUGGCGGACGAGGCGACGGCCUCAGUGGACUCCGAGACAGACACACUCAUCCAGCAGACCAUCCGCCGCGAAUUCCGGCACUGCACCGUGCUCACCAUCGCGCACCGCAUCAACACCAUCCUGGAUGCCACCAAGGUGUUGGUGAUGGAGGACGGCAAGGUGGCAGAGUAUGACACUGUGGCCCACCUCAUGUCGCGUGGCACCUCGUCUUUCAGGGCCAUGGCUCAGGAGGCCGGGGUGGGAAGCAAGUACCGGCUGGACCCUGGUCCGGAGUGA